Schistosoma mattheei is the source of this 1544-nucleotide messenger RNA. The record is from the annotation of a GenBank genome assembly. Lineage: Eukaryota; Metazoa; Platyhelminthes; Trematoda; Strigeidida; Schistosomatidae.
CUUUAAUAAAACUGCAACAGUCUGCUCGGAAUAUCUUCCUAGGUAAAAUGUUGUAAAUAAUACAAGCUUCAUAAUAAUCUUCCGAUCAACUCUACUGCAAUGAAGACUCUUAGAAGAACACGGGACGUCUUCGAAAUCGAGAGAAACAUAGUUGUAGAACCAGAAGUCAGAAAUUUAAUGUUGGAUCUUGAAGACUGGUUCAGUCUAAUAGUAAAAUCUGAGAAUAUACUGAGUUGGAAAAACCCUCGAUCAACAUUGCUUGUGAUAUUUGCAAUCACUAGUUUGUUUCUGUUGGUUCACGUGUACGAACCACCGGUCCUGUUGGUUAUUGGUUGUUCAGGAUUGCUUUUAAGCUUAAUAGACUACUUCGGACCCUUAGUUUUGUCUAGAGUGUUCAAUAAACCUCCAAGUUACGAGGAUCACUGGUGUUAUUGGAAUUUUUGUAGACGUCUUGUCCACAUGCGUCAUGUACUGAUCAACUUCUUUGUUUUUGUGCAUAAAGUUCGAUAUAGAAACGCGACUCUACAUUUCCUAACUAGUUCAUCUCUUUUGUGCAUAGUUGGAUUUGUUGGACUACAUAUUAGUGAUUUGUGUCUGGUUUAUCUCUUAAUACUCGUUUGCUUUAUCGCACCAAAUCUGCAUCCUAAAGGAAUACUAAAGCAUGCCUAAAAGCUUCUGUUUGCACUUGAUGAUUAGUUAAGUGGUUAUUUACUAACCAGUCAGACACAUCAUAAGCUCACUUAAUUGUUAACAAAAAACCAGAUCAUCCUGAUAAGUACGUUCACAAGACUCAACUAAAGUAUCACAACAUGCAUUGGUCGUAACGAAAUCUACUCACCAUACAUGAUAACUGAAUUGCCUUGUAUCUCAAAGUAAAACCAUAUCGUAAAUACUUAUGUGAUAAAAAUCAAUCUAUGUAGACGCACAUUUGAGUCUUGUGUUCUACUUAUAUGGUGAGCAUGAUUUUUGAAUAAAGAUAGUGAAUUAUUACCGAUUAGUGAAUGUGCGAUUAAUACAUACACGGCGUUAGUACACAACCAUUAUGAGCAGUGAGCGUUUUUUCUGCCAAUGAAGAAAUUAUACAGUACCUGGUGUCAGUAUUGCUGAAUUAGCCCCCAAAUGCCCUGUUACGGCUGAGGGUUGGGAUAGUCUGCUAUCCCUGGCUAAAUGAUCAUAUAUGGUCAGGCGUAUACAGCCACUACCAGUGAAGUCGUACUCACUACAUCCUCGCGGCACCGAAAAGCGAAUGGCCGGUGCUUAACCUGGGUUGGUGGACACGGAAAGUUUACCUAGCGAAGUUGGGAAACCUUGAUCGCGAACCAGUGAUGCACACGGGCUCCAGUAUCCUGAGGGGACAAAUGCCGUAUGAACCAAUUGUUGACCACCGGCUACUAUAGGACUCCAUCUAUUGGCGUUGCUCCAUUGCCUUGUGGAUCAUAUUUCUAGAACGAGGUCUCCGGGUGUGGUCCCGUAAGAAAACCACCUGCUUCGGUCUGGGCACCCGUGCACUAUCGUGGUCCACACACAAAUCAAGUGACUUGUGU